CGGCCUCUCCCUGCUGCGACUUUGUUAGGGAAAGGACGUUACUGCUAGCUUCUGUCGCUCAUAAAGAAGGUUUGUGAAAUUGCUCACCCCUCUCUCAGUGGUUCUAUCGCGUGCCUGGAAGAAGGAUUCCAGUACAAGCCCUUCGCCUUCCUACAACAGAGAUUUGCACUGGUCAAGUCCCCUGGAUUCACUUGAGAAGUCUUCUUGGCCCAAAAGACAAAUGAUUAGCACAGGCAGCCUUGCAUGGGUUUUGUGACUGCAACCCUAAUUUUUCCAGAAAUUAUCUGUAGAGUAAGUAUGCUAAUAUUGAAUAAAACAGCAGGAGUUUUUUCUAAGCCAUCAAGAAGGAAAACUUAUGAAUGUUUAAGAAGUUUUAAUUUUCAUCCGGAAAAACUAUUUCCUCAUAAACUAGUAUUGGGAAUUGAAACCAGUUGUGAUGAUACAGCAGCUGCUGUUGUGGAUGAAACUGGAAACGUUUUGGGAGAAGCAAUACAUUCCCAAACUGAAGUCCAUUUAAAAACAGGUGGGAUUGUUCCUCCAGUAGCUCAACAGCUUCAUAGAGAAAAUAUUCAACGAAUAGUGCAAGAAGCUCUCUCUACCAGUAAAGUGUCUCCAAGUGAACUCUCAGCAAUUGCAACUACCGUCAAACCAGGACUUGCUUUAAGCUUAGGAGUAGGCUUAUCAUUUAGCUUACAACUGGUAAACCAGUUAAAAAAACCCUUUAUUCCCAUUCAUCAUAUGGAGGCUCAUGCACUUACUAUUAGGUUGUUAAAUAAAGUAGAAUUUCCCUUUUUAGUUCUUUUGAUUUCUGGAGGUCAUUGUCUAUUGGCAUUAGUUAGAGGAGUUUCAGAUUUUCUGCUUCUGGGAAAGUCUUUGGACAUAGCACCAGGUGACAUGCUUGACAAGGUAGCAAGAAGACUUUCUUUGGUAAAACAUCCGGAGUGCUCCACCAUGAGUGGUGGGAAGGCUAUAGAACAUUUGGCCAAACAAGGAAAUACACUACACUUUGAUCUCAAACCUCCCAUGCAACGAGCUAAAAAUUGUGAUUUUUCUUUUACUGGACUUCAGCAUGUUAUUGAUAAGAUAAUAACACAAAAGGAAAAAGAGGAAGGAAUCCAGAAGGGGCAAAUCCUGUCUUCGGCUGCACACAUUGCUGCUGCAGUACAGCACACAACAGCAUGCCACAUUGCAAAAAGAACACAUCGUGCCAUUCUGUUUUGCAAGCAGAGAGAUUUGUUAUCUCAAAGUAAUCCAGUGCUGGUUGUAUCUGGAGGCGUUGCAAGUAACCUAUAUAUCCGAAAAGCUCUGGAAAUUGUAACAAAUGCAACACAAUGCACUUUGUUGUGUCCUCCUCCCAGACUGUGCACGGACAAUGGCAUUAUGAUUGCAUGGAAUGGUAUUGAAAGAUUGCGUGCUGGCUUGGGCAUUUUACACAACCCAGAAGGUGUCCGCUAUGAACCAAAAUGUCCUCUUGGAGUAGAUAUAUCAAAAGAAGUUGGAGAAGCUGCCAUAAAAGUACCACGGUUAAAAAUGAAGAUUUGAUUUUUGCUUCUCAGACAAUCCCUAAAGUAGGCACCACGCCCAGCAUGGAGCCCAGUGUGGAGCUCAGAC
Messenger RNA from Hyaena hyaena (striped hyena), 1611 nucleotides. It is a transcript of the gene OSGEPL1, whose product is annotated as O-sialoglycoprotein endopeptidase like 1. The record is from RefSeq and is a predicted model, not a curated record. The coding region runs from base 244 to 1542 and encodes 432 amino acids. Lineage: Eukaryota; Metazoa; Chordata; Mammalia; Carnivora; Hyaenidae. Gene Ontology annotation, cellular component: mitochondrion. The transcript is spliced from 9 exons. Gene Ontology annotation, biological process: tRNA threonylcarbamoyladenosine modification.